CCAGCAUCUUCUGGGGAGCUGGUAUGUGGCUCCCGACAAUCCGUUCUGUUCCCUGGAGUUCAGAAUGACUGACAACAAUCUCGUUGUCUCGGUCUGUUCAAUGAGUCGCUUACUUGGACCCCAUGGCAUAUACUUUCCUUCCCGCUUGUCGAUCGAUCUCGAUGCAUUCUUGCAAGCCCACGAGGUUGAAUAUCUCCCUGGGUCUCAUUGAAGCUUCAGCCGGAGAAGCCUUCCCAGUCUUCUUAAAUACUUCCGACUCCUGCUUGACAGCGUUGACGACAAUUCCAAGGCAAAUUCCGGGGUGGGUCAUCACGGGGGAACCCAACUUGUGCCUCUUCAACUGACAGUCGGCCCACCCUGAUCUGUAUAUGGAUGUACCGCUCCUGUGUGAUUGAGAUGAGUAUCAGCUCUGCCAUCCCUGUGAAAAUCCCGACUCACCACACAGGUCGCAUUCAUCUCGCCAGCAGAGCCAGACGGGCUGUCAGGCCAUCCUUAACAAAUGGGCACAAAGUCAUACAAAUUACUACGGCAGCCUCGAGAAUCCGUCACAAGAAUCUGUUCAGAGAGUUCUCAUUGGGACCCGGCCCAAGUGAUGCUGGCUGAUGAAAAGUCCCAAUUGAGAAAUUCUACCUACCAUUUAAGGAAAUUUCUGGGAAGGUCUUGUCUUGGCAGUAAAACGACCUUUCUCAUUUCUUCUGGCUCUCAGGAUGGUCACUUUUGCGCUGUUGGUGAAACAGAACACGUCCAUUCGUUCUCUUUUGGCAAAUCUUCUUUCUUGUACCGUGGCCGACAUCAUCUGAGAACUGCCUUAGCAAAGGGCAUGAAGCGGCUGACCUGAUUGGGGCUGUCUCAACGAGAACCCGACGAGCCCCAGAUGGAUCGCCUUUCUUGCUUCUCGGCUGUGACAUCCCGGUGGUGGCAGAGGCGUCGGAGCUGCCGUCCUUGGUUCGACAAAUGAGAAAUGAGACUUGUUCGGGAGCAGCGUGACAUGCGACAAAUGCCUUCACAGUGAAUAUGUUGAAGAAAAGGCAGUCAGACAAAACGAUGGGAUAUCGUGUGAGACCGAACUCCAUAUUGAAGGAUGCAGGCAACACGAGAAGAGCGUAGUUCACACAUGCUGGUUACACGUCUCGCAAGUGGGAUGUCUCGCUAUUGACAUCAGGUGUAUGAGUUUUGGCCGAGGAACGUUCGUUUUCGUGUUACAUGGAACAUGUCACUGCACCUCGGAACAUUCCAGAAGAUGUCGAGAAGGUGACUCGAAGUGGUGGAAGUCAUGGUAAGGGAGACUGCAUAUCACGAAACGAGGAAUGAGUCUGACGACGAUGCCUUCCUGCAUUGGCUUUGUGUACCAUGAGUACUUUUUCCGUUUCGCAAUACCUCGCGCGAGCAACUAACUGUCCCAGUGCAUGUUCUGUACGAACGCGGCUCGUCUCCAGAACUUCACCUGUUUAACCCUUGGGUGUGCUCACCGCUUCACUGGGCAAACAUGAGCGAUGAUACAUUCAGACGCACUGCCUUCUUUUAACAUGGGUCGAGUCUACCCCAGCUAGUCACCUUCGAGGAACUAAACACCACCCAGUCAUCGGCUGCUAGUCCGUUGUCCCUUCACACUGUCACUGUCACAGGAUUCCUUUGACUCAACAGAACAGUGAGAGUGGCUGCCAUCGAAUCUUUGAUGCAGCCAAACGCUUGCAAACAGGAAGACAAACACCUGUCUCCAGUGAUGAUAUCCAACAAGUAUAAAAGCAGGCGCCAGCACUGUUCUCAACAUCCCUUUCCAUUCAUCCAUAUCAUAUCAACUUUGGAAAUUACAACCUUUCGAGACCACCAUCAGAAGACAAAGAUAUAUCGAAAAUCAACCAACUCAAUUCAACCAGAACCGAUACACCUGCCAUUGUUUCGAUCUCCAACCAAAAUGGCCAACCGGUGCAUUUAUUGCGGAAACAACUUCGAAGGUUACCAAUGCAACUGUGAAAAGAACAAGGGCGGAGAAGGCUCUGGCUCUGGUUCUGGUUCUGGAUCCGGCUCGGGUUCAGGCUCAGGUUCGGGUUCAGGUUCGGGUUCCGGCUCCGGCUCAUCCAGCAGAUGAUGCGUGGAACGUCCAACUUGGCAGGACAUUCUCAGGGCUAGGCUAGCCGUGCUAUCAGUGACGGUGUCCUUGGAGCGGACAGGAAUGUGAUGAGUACUCUUAGAGAUCACGGCUGGUGUCUUUCGUGGCUCCUGCUGGAUGAUUGUCGGCAACAGACAACGAACAAGACAAUGUGAGCCAAACUUGGACAUAACUGAGCGUCAUGGCUGAAUAAAUCGACCAAGGCUGGCGAAGGGGCUGCGGUUCAGCAUCAUUAUGCCGGAUAUGGCUAUCUCUGGCGCAAUAAGCGUCGAGAUACUGGUGCGGGACCACUACGACUUUAUAACGACUGAAUGAUAUGCAUGGCUGCUCACCUUGGUUGAUGGCCCCUUUGUACAACUGAUUAUACCUUAGCUGACUGAAGGAAAAGUAACAAAUGCCAAAGCAUCCCAUCCUUGC
Exophiala xenobiotica is the source of this 2527-nucleotide messenger RNA. RefSeq lists its product as uncharacterized. The coding region runs from base 1676 to 2089 and encodes 137 amino acids. The transcript has a single exon. The record is from RefSeq and is a predicted model, not a curated record. Lineage: Eukaryota; Fungi; Ascomycota; Eurotiomycetes; Chaetothyriales; Herpotrichiellaceae.